AUGAAGGCAUGUGCAUACGAGGCCGAGCUGCCAGACUCGAUUCAGGAUGACAUCAACCAUCUGAUAGGACUCGAGCGGGUCAUCAAGAUUCCUGAGGAAGUCGCCAAGCUGCUCAAGAUCCUGCACCUCGGCAGAGGUGUCGCCUUUGAUCAAGAUCCUCCUCCGCUCGCCUUUCGCCUUCCCGCUCAACGGCGCUUCAAGGAGCAUCUUCGGCUUGAGGCAGCCGACUCAGUCCACAGUUACUUGCAAAACACCGCGCGCCGCACCGAUGAACUUCUGAACGACCCUCUCGCAGCCCAUCCCCGGGCACGCCAAUAUCUCGCCGAGACAGCGCCGGCCACAAAGAACCUUGGUGAGCCUGUGUACGAGUCGAUGCAGGGACUCACCCGGGCAUGCCAAUCCCUGCUCGUGGCCGAGAAGCUCAAGGUGGUGCCCUGGUGCCAUCUCAAGAACUCGUUUUCGGCGGGCCAGAGCCGGACACCCCGGGAGCUCUCGGAGCUGGUGCUGGCCCGUGAAUCAGAGCAUGUGCAUCUGAGCCGCACACAGCUCCAGCAGGCUCUGACAGAGGGCCUCGUGAGGGGCGAUCGCACCCGCUUCUUGAAGAAUCCCCGGAAGCAGCUCUUUGGCAUGCUGAAAGCCCAGCAGCAGCAGCUUCUGCAAGAGCACAUCCAGGGCUUGACAAGAGCUUCACGGCUUCCAACAGAGGGCCUGGACCAGGAGCAGACCAGAGCACACCCCGAGCCGAGCGACCGAGCCGCUUCCACUUCCCCGACUCUCAUGCUCCUGCCCCCGCCUGAUGCCGAGCCCAUCAUCACCACCGAGCCUCUCGCCGAAGAAGACCCUCCAAAGGAAAGCGUGGCUUCUCUCAGCAUCAUUCCACUUCCAUCUCGACUCUCCCUCCAAAAUCCCGAUCUUGUCGUCAAAUCCGGUGAGACCACCCGAGCACCAUCAGCAGUGACCCGGUCCAUCUCCAGAAAGCCAACCAUCCUGAUCCCAACGCACACAGACAGCCCCGAGACAGUCCUCACCACCCCGAUAACACCUCGCAUUGAAAGUUCUCAUCGACCGUCCUCGGCGCCUGUGCACAAUCGCCACAGCUUGAUUCCAAGCCGCACCUCGAUUGUGCCCGAGCCCCGAUCGUCGUUCACCAAGCAAGAGCUGCGUGAGAUGGGCAUCGAGUCCCUGCCACCGCCCUGCCCAGACAUCUCCAGAGCAAAGGAGCUCAAGACUCGCCCAAACACCUGCAUCCCGAGCCACCAUUCUCGCGCCGUGAAGGAAGUUUCGCCCAGGAAGAUCAUUCCGGUCAGGAACAUGGACUCGCUGGAGGUCUCGUCAGGGCAGUACUACGAUCCCAUAAGCCCUCGCUUCAAGAUCCUGAGCAAGCAGGAGGUGCGGCUCUGGGCGCUCAAGUCCUCGGUGUGGGCUAAUCCGACCCACGGCUCGUACUGA
Polychytrium aggregatum is the source of this 1449-nucleotide messenger RNA. RefSeq lists its product as uncharacterized. The transcript has 7 exons. The record is from RefSeq and is a predicted model, not a curated record. Lineage: Eukaryota; Fungi; Chytridiomycota; Chytridiomycetes; Polychytriales. The coding region runs from base 1 to 1449 and encodes 482 amino acids.